This is a messenger RNA of Danio aesculapii, 1616 nucleotides long. RefSeq lists its product as uncharacterized. The coding region runs from base 43 to 837 and encodes 264 amino acids. Gene Ontology annotation, biological process: iron-sulfur cluster assembly. Gene Ontology annotation, molecular function: iron-sulfur cluster binding; iron ion binding. The transcript has 8 exons. NCBI's taxonomy places the organism in Eukaryota, Metazoa, Chordata, Actinopteri, Cypriniformes, Danionidae. Gene Ontology annotation, cellular component: mitochondrion. The record is from RefSeq and is a predicted model, not a curated record.
AUUAUUGUCAGCUCUGGGGUCCUACAUUUCAAAACAACCGAAAUGGCGGCGUCAAUAAGAUGGAGUCUAACGUUACAGCGUUUUGUACGGUCAAAUUGUUUGAGAUAUCCUGUAAAUGACAGAAAUCAAUGCUAUUUACUGUGGGCUGCUCGUAGAAUACAGUAUCAACAGAAUGAAUGCAAAUCAUUCUCAGUACGAAAACUUUCAGUUUUAACCCAAGACACACCAAACCCCAGAAGCCUAAAGUUUCUUCCCGGUAAACCUGUGCUGGGAACGGGGACUCAAGAUUUCCCAACAUCAGCCUCAGCAGAGAGAUCUCCUUUAGCCAGGGAUCUUUUCCAGAUUAACGGAGUAAAAAGUGUCUUUUAUGGACCAGAUUUUAUCACACUAACUAAGACAGAUGAUGAUGUUGAAUGGACCGAUAUUAAGCGACAUGCGAUUGAGGUCAUCAGUAAGUUCUUUGAGGGUGGAAAGGCCAUCACAACUGGAGCAGAACAUGCUGAAAGCAUGUGUCUUUAUUCUUCAGGUGUGACAGAGGAUGAUGAUGAAAUUGUCUUGUUGAUCAAAGAGCUUUUAGACACACGAAUCAGGCCUACAGUUCAGGAGGAUGGUGGUGAUGUGAUAUUCAAAGGGUUUGAGGAUGGCACUGUGAAGCUGAAGCUGGUUGGCUCCUGUACAGGAUGUCCCAGCUCCACAGUCACCCUAAAAAAUGGCAUCCAGAACAUGAUGCAGUUUUAUAUUCCUGAGGUGGACAAUGUAGAACAGGUUCAGGAUGAAGUGGAUGAGGUCAACAUGAAGGUUUAUACAGAACUGGAGAAAAAGCUGCAAGAUGUAUAGCAUGAGACAACAUUUCGGUUUGCUAUUAUAGUUGUUGUGCAAUUCAGACAUCCUAUAUUUACUGUUCAGAGUCUAAACUAUAGUAUAAUAUUUAACCAUGCACAAACUCAAUUCAGUUUCGUUUCCGCUACAAUAUGCAAGUACAAGAAAACUGAGCUUUGCACUUUGCGUAUGUGUUCUGGCUGUCACUUAAAUAUACUCUCUGUGUUUCAAGGUUCAUGAUUCUUACAAGUUACUUCUCUGAGAGAUGUGGUUAAAUUGUAAAUGGUUAUUUUUUUAAAUUACAUAGCUUAUUGCAUGUUGCAGUUUCACAGAGAUGGCUGGUGAAUGCGGUAAUUAAAGAGGUAGUUCAUCCACACAAAAAAAAUAUGUUUACCCACAAAUUACUGACCCUCAAGUGGCUCCAAAACUUUGAGUUAAUUUUUUUUCUGCAAAAAUGUGAUAUUUUAAAAAAUGUUGGAGACCAAUGAAAAAAACAAUUGUAUAAAAUAUCUUCUACAUUCAGCUCAAGAGACUUAACCAGGUGUGUGACAAGUAAAGGGUGAGAAAAUGAUGACACAAUUUUCAGUUUUGGAUAAAGUAUCCCUUUAAUUGCGAGUUCAGAAUCACAGCAUUUGUAUUCAUGAAAUAAAUGAUUCAUUAAAAAAACUGAAUUGAGCACUUUAAAUGCAUAUCUUCCACCUACAGUGAUAUUAGUUGAAAGUUUGUAUUCAUCUACAGCUGCCAUCCGGCAGAUCUAGAGGACCUAUAAAUCAAAUAAAACUGUUGUGGUGAAAUUA